AUGGGAAAAGGACACAGCAAGCUCAAGUCCGAUCAAAUUCGCGACCUCGCUCAACAAACUUACUGUAAGCCUUUGAUUUGUUUCAAUCAACUCGUUCACUCAGUUCAUUUAAGAAAAACUUUUCACAAAGUAUAAAAAAUUUAGAAAAUGAUAGUAUCUAUGUAAAGCUGAGAAGUCCACAAAACUUCGCAAAAAUUUCUGUCGAGAUUUCCUAAUUUCAGAUAAUAUCCUACUAGUUUUUUUUAGGCCACGUUAUACUCGACCAUCAAAUUAAACAAAUAUUUCCCAUUUUUUUUUUCACAUAACUAAAAUAAAUGAUCAAAGUUUCUUUCUUGGUUAAUAAAAAGGUGGCAAAAAAUUUUCAUGACUUGGAAACAGCAAUUCGUCAAUUAAACAACGCAUUAUUAUAUCUAACAAAAAACCUGGAAGACAUUUAUUUUGAUCAAAAUUUGUUCACGAAUCAUUCCUUCAAUGACUUGUAAUUCAGUUACCGAAAAGGAAAUCAAGCAAUGGUACAAAGGGUUUGUGCGAGAUUGCCCGAAUGGAAUGCUCACAGAAGCCGUAAGUCUUUUGAAUUAUUCUCAUGACUUUUUUCCUCAAAGUGAAUAACUUUAAAUUCUUUUUUUAUUUUUCAGUUUGUUUUUCUUUUUAUUUCAAACUACAUCAUUUUCCGUUCAAUCGGCUAAAGUCUCGUUUCCAGGGGUUCCAAAAGAUUUAUAAACAAUUCUUCCCACAAGGCGAUCCUUCCGACUUUGCUUCCUUCGUUUUCAAAGUUUUCGACGAAAAUAAAGUGAGUUAUCCUUUCAAUUUAUGAAUUAAGCUCUACAGACUGAAAUUGAGUGACGUCUCUUCAAUAGGACAAAAUAGACUACUAAGCUCACCGUUUCCCUACGCCAAAUUUACCCUCGACCGACAUUAGUCGUGAUUUAGCGUCGCAGAAAAAAUGUAGUUUUCCGUGAGGUUGAGUACAAAAUCUUUUUUCUUAUCCUCGAUGCUUAUCUUUCCGUAUGUAACCAAAAAAGCGUCUGGGUCGGAAGAAAAUUGAGUAAUAGUGCAGAAAAAGAAAAUUUUCAGGAUGGUGCGAUCGAAUUCCACGAAUUCAUCCGAGCGCUUUCAAUAACCUCGCGAGGAAAUUUAGACGAAAAACUUCAUUGUGAGUAAUCAUUUUCUCAUCGCUUUGCGCGAGUUUUUGGGAUCGAAAUCGCAACUUUUUCAGGGGCUUUCAAACUCUACGACUUGGACAACGAUGGCUUUAUCACACGCUCUGAAAUGCUCUCUAUUGUCGACUCCAUCUAUAAAAUGGUCGGAUCUAGCGUCAAACUUCCUGAGGAAGAAAACACUCCCGAGAAAAGAGUUGACCGCAUUUUCCGCAUGAUGGAUAAGGUAAGAAACAAAAUAUUUUCAACAGCGUUAACUUUUUUAUUUUGAAUUGGUCAAAAAAAUGGGAUUUCAUUAGUUUCUCAAGUGAAGCCAUAUACAUGUUGAAUUAUAAAUUUUUUUUGAGAUCAGAAAGAAAUAUUUAAUAGCAGAUUUCAUUAGAGAACGUUUUACCCCCUGAUUGAAUUUUUGAUAAAACUUUGCUUAAGUGUACUCUAGGCCCUUCUGAUUGCAAAAAAAAAAUUUCUAGCAAUUUAUGUUUUUUUCGAGUUAGGAAGCUUCGAAGUCUGCAAAAUACGCGAUUCAUCACUAAAAAGCGCUACUUCAAGCUUUUUAAGUCUCUGAGCUCGAAAAAAUUUGAUGCUAAAAAUUUUUUUUAUAAAAACUGGAGGUCCUACAGUACAGUUCAACCGGUAGGUAAAUAACGUUUCCUAAUAAAACAAGCAUCGUCAACAUUUUAGUUAAAACUGCUUUAUUUUUGUUUUUUAUCUCAAGAAAAAACGCAAAAAACUUCGCAGGCUGGACUCCUUGACAUUUUAGGCGGAAAUAAUCGAAAACUUCCACUUUUCAGAAUAACGAUGCUCAAUUGACGCUGGACGAGUUCAAAGAAGGAGCCAAGGCAGAUCCAUCGAUCGUCCACGCCCUGUCGCUCUACGAAGGCCUCUCUUCGUAA
Molecule: messenger RNA, 2050 nt
Organism: Caenorhabditis auriculariae
Lineage: Eukaryota; Metazoa; Nematoda; Chromadorea; Rhabditida; Rhabditidae
Source: the annotation of a GenBank genome assembly